Funneliformis mosseae is the source of this 876-nucleotide messenger RNA. The record is from the annotation of a GenBank genome assembly. NCBI's taxonomy places the organism in Eukaryota, Fungi, Glomeromycota, Glomeromycetes, Glomerales, Glomeraceae.
AUGUCUAACUCUAUUGUGCCUAAUGUGUACAGUGGCGUAAUAAAGGAUGUCAUUCAAAAUGUGAAAAAAGACUUUGAAGAUAAUGGUGUCGAUGAAUCAGUUUUAAUGGAACUAGAACGCAUAUGGGACAAAAAGAUUAGAGGCGCAAAAGUUGCACUUUGGGAAGCAGGGACCAACGGGUUAUCAAAUGAUGACAUCAAUCAAAACAGUGACGUUACAAAUAUUUCUCAUCAUCAGCAUCCGCCGCCUCAAUCUGAUUCCAAUCAAAAGUAUCAACCUGGUGACGUAUCAGUCGCAUCUCUUCCAAGCCGUGCGAUUUCAAAUACUCAUUCCGAUCCUAACAGUGUAGGCAGGCCUCCACAUAAUCCUAUCAAAAAUGUUAAUGUUAAUACAUCUCUGGUACAUGUAUCACUGGCUCCUCCAUCAUCUGCUUCACCCGAUAUUUCGAACAGAAGCAGCUCAGCGAUGCCUAUAAACAUUCAAACUGAUGUAGCAAACGCGUCAUCAAAUAAAGCUUUAGAUCAAAAGUUUAUGUUCUCUCAGGGCCCACAUUCGAAGGGUUUACAGGAAAAUCAAAAUCUCGAUAAGCUCAUUCCUCGUAACGUUAAUAAUAACAUUAUAAGUCAUCCGACUCCACAACACCUCCCCGAGUUCAGUCGACCAUAUGCGGAAAGUGAUGAUAUUAAUUCUGAUCUUGAUGAUUCAGAUGAAGAAACCAAUGCCGAGGGUGAAGAAACACAAAAUAUUAUUUUAUGUUUAUAUGACAAGGUUACUCGUACAAAGAAUAAAUGGAAGUGCCAAUUGAAAGAUGGUAUCAUGUCAGUGAAUGGACGUGAUUACCUCUUCCAGAAAGGCAAUGGUGAUUUUGAGUUUUAA